CCCCGGCCCGUCUAGCGUCAGGUCGUACCCUGCACGCUACCGGAAGCGCGGCGCCGCCACCGGGUUUCGCCCGUCCCCAGGCCAGCCGAGUCCUUGAUUUCCUGGCGGAGGUGCUCCCUCAGUCUGUCGACGCUGGUCCGGCCGCAAGGGGUGAGUCUGCAGCCGGUAGGGACAAUCGCGCUCCCUCCGCUGCGCCUUGUCCCUGCCCCGCGCCCAGCCGGAGGAAGAGCGCCGUGAGUCCCCAGCCCGCAGUGGUAGGCGAAAGUCGAGAUGUGUGUCUUCGGCCCCAGGCUCCUGGGUGCAGAUCCCCGGCUGGGGCGGACCGAGCUCGGCCCUGGCUGUGAGUCGGCAGAGCGUCCCCGGCGGCCUGGGCCCCGCGGGAGGGAGAAUCUCGCAGAGCCAACUGUCGAGGGGGGCCUUGGAGGACGCUUCGCCCCAAACCGGGAUGGGAAAACUGAGGUGUAGAGGGAGGGAGAGGGAUUGGGAACGGCCUUGCAGAGGCCACCGAAUGAGCAGGGCCAAAGCCCCAGAACUCUGGCCCGGGGUCUUUGACCUCGAGCGGAUCCCCGCAGGGCGGCCAGGGGUCCGGUACUCACUGCUCACUGUGACACAGCCCUCCCAGUACAUCAGGGAGUGCGUAUGGCGUCUUGUCCCCUGCACCAAGCCCCCUCUAGCCGAGGAGGACCCCGACGCUGUGGCGGAGCGGGGACGAGAGUGACUUGCCCAAGAUUAUCGCCGAGCGGGUGCGAGCUGAAGCUCGUUCCCGCGGUCCCGGGAGAGUCCAGGCUGCCGCCUCCUGGAGGAACGCCCUGCUGCCACCCCUGCCCCUGCUCCCCGCCCGGGGGGAUCGCGGCCGCCCCUCGAUGCGCAGCAUCCCGCUUCCCAGGCCCGGCGUGUCCCCGCUGUGCCGGCUCAGAGCUUAAUUUCGGCGUCCUCAUUGUUCCCUGGGGAAUCCCUCUCCAAGAUCAGCCCAAGCGCUGUUGCCCUGGUCCGGAGGAUGGCCGCCCUUCGCUCGCCGCAGGAGCUUGGGAGGGAGACCUGAGAGCCAAGGCAGGGGACCGGUCCUUGGGGCACAGCUGCAGGCUUCGGGUCUUCCCCGGACCCCCCGAAGACACAAGCUCAGAGCCUGACGGCCCUGAGAGAGGUGGGCGGAUCCGCCAGGUCACACCCAGGCUCUGCAGGUGCUCAGGCUCAGAUGCUGCACCCAGAGAUGCGCUGCCGCAAACUAGCCCUGGGCCUGGGGUUCGGCCUGCUGGUGGGCGUGGCCCUCUGCUCUCUGUGGCUGUAUGUGGAGAACGUGCCGCCGCCGGUCUAUAUCCCCUAUUCUCCCUGCCCUGAGAUCUUCAACAUGAAGCUCCAGUACAAGGUGAAGCCAUUCCAGCCCGUGGCACAGUCCCAGUACCCUCAGCCCAAGCUGCUUGAGCCAAAGCCCUCAGAGCUCCUGACGCUCACAUCCUGGUUGGCACCCAUCGUCUCCGAGGGCACCUUCGACCCUGAGCUUCUGCAUCACAUCUACCAGCCGAACCUGACCAUCGGGCUCACGGUGUUUGCCGUGGGGAAGUACACCCAGUUCGUCCGGCGCUUCCUGGAGUCGGCCGAGCGCUUCUUCAUGCAGGGCUACCGGGUGCACUAUUACAUCUUCGCCAGCGACCCCGGGGCCAUUCCUGGGGUCCCGCUGGGCCCCGGCCGCCGCCUCAGCAUCAUCACCAUCCAGAGGCCCUCCCGCUGGGAGGAGGCCUCCAUACACCGGAUGGAGGCCAUCAGCCAGCACAUUGCCUCCAGGGCGCACCGGGAGGUCGACUACCUCUUCUGCCUCAGCGUGGACAUGGUGUUCCGGAACGCAUGGGGCCCCGAGACCUUGGGGGACCUGGUGGCUGCCAUUCCGGGCUACUUCGCCGCACCCCGCCAGCAGUUCCCCUACGAGCGCCGGCAUGUUUCUACCGCCUUCGUGGCAGACAGCGAGGGGGACUUCUAUUAUGGUGGGGCGGUCUUCGGGGGGCGGGUGGCCAGGGUGUACGAGUUCACCCGGGGCUGCCACAUGGGCAUCCUGGCGGACAAGGCCAAUGGCAUCAUGGCGGCCUGGCAGGAGGAGAGCCACCUGAACCGCCGCUUCAUCUCCCACAAGCCCUCCAAGGUGCUGUCCCCCGAGUACCUCUGGGAUGACCGCAGGCAGCCCCCCAGCCUGAAGCUGAUCCGCUUUUCCACGCUGGACAAAGACAACCAACUGGCUGAGGAGCUGACAGCACAGCCGGGGCUGCUGUGCAUGCGGGGGGACCCCAAGCCCUGCCCCCAGCUCGCCCCAGCAGCGCCUCCUCGCCCGCACGCCUCACUUCCCAAGCCUUCUGUGCAACCAGCCCUGCGCUGCCUACCUCUCAGGCUGCCAGCAGACUCCAAGGCCUGUGUAAACUGUGAAGGGCUGUGCCCUUGUGAGAACACACGUCCUGUGGGCCAGGAACGGUCAGACGGGAGGAGAGGGACCAGAGGUGGAAGAAGACGGGACCCGCAGUCCUCACCCAGCCCACGUGCCUUCGGGGUGGGCGCUGGAGGGUCAGCCCUGCCCAGUGCCUGACGUCCCGCCCACCCCCCUUUUGUGGCCGUUUGUACCUCUGACACAUGAGAGAGGUAUCCUGGACCCCUGUCCUCUGGCUGCAGGGGCCCCGGGGACUGUUCUGUCCCCCUGCCACACGGAGCCAGUACCUCACUCAGGACCCCAACCGAGCCUUCGAAAUGGACCCCGCCUGGGCUCUCUCGUUCCACGUCCAGCCUGCCUCUGCGUGGACCACGCUCCCUGGUGCCCGCCGCCUCCUUUGCAAGGGGGUUUGGGCAGCUUUUAAUACAGGUGGCAAGUGCUCAGCCCUAACCAGGGUUUUCUGCA
Phacochoerus africanus (Common warthog) is the source of this 2875-nucleotide messenger RNA. RefSeq names its product globoside alpha-1,3-N-acetylgalactosaminyltransferase 1 (FORS blood group) (gene GBGT1). Lineage: Eukaryota; Metazoa; Chordata; Mammalia; Artiodactyla; Suidae. Gene Ontology annotation, molecular function: globoside alpha-N-acetylgalactosaminyltransferase activity. Gene Ontology annotation, biological process: carbohydrate metabolic process. Gene Ontology annotation, cellular component: Golgi apparatus; membrane; vesicle. The record is from RefSeq and is a predicted model, not a curated record.